Messenger RNA from Pochonia chlamydosporia 170, 570 nucleotides. RefSeq lists its product as hypothetical. The transcript is spliced from 2 exons. The record is from RefSeq and is a predicted model, not a curated record. The coding region runs from base 1 to 570 and encodes 189 amino acids. Lineage: Eukaryota; Fungi; Ascomycota; Sordariomycetes; Hypocreales; Clavicipitaceae.
AUGGCUGUCGAGCUAGGAAGCAAAAGCGGACCGGCCAAAGGAUACGUUGAGGCGUUGGAGCAUCGCUUGGCUUCCACAGAAAAUGCUCUACUACGGAUGUGUCUAGUGGCAGACGAAAGACUAUUAGAGGAAGCAUUUCGCAGAGACAUCGGGAACCAUGAAAAUCAUGCGCCAUUCACCAGCGCCACCAGCACUCCCCGGCGGGCCGAGGUGAAAAAGGCAACCGAGUCCAUUGCUCUGUGGGAAAGCCUCCCGCUGAACACGGCGGAAGACCUCAGGCAGUGGGCGACGUCGUCUUGGGGACCAUCAGUGAUCAAGGAGACGUCAGCAAGGAAUGGUGGUGAGAUAUCAGAGGAAGACACAGCACUACAAAUCAAGAGUCUGCCAUCUGCCACCCCAGCACAGCACUUUGGAGCGGCAGCCCAAGGCCGCUCGAAUAUGGCUCAGCCGGCCCAAAUCGAGCCGCAUGCGUUAUUGGCCCCCGUUGCAGCGACUAGACAGCCCGGUAGAGACAGAAACUCGAUUCGUGUUGCUUUAACUGAAGAGUUUAAGCGCCAGUAUCUAUGGUAG